Molecule: messenger RNA, 1171 nt
Organism: Hordeum vulgare subsp. vulgare (domesticated barley)
Lineage: Eukaryota; Viridiplantae; Streptophyta; Magnoliopsida; Poales; Poaceae
Exons: 1
Coding region: 134-1024 (296 amino acids)
Source: RefSeq, a predicted model, not a curated record
CCGGCACCGCACACCGCAGUCUCCGAGCUCCAUUCCAGCCACAACGCGCGCGCACACACGCAGCCGAGAGCGCGCUCUCGCUCGCUCGCUCGCCGGCGACGACGACGACAUAGACGUACAGAUACAGGCAGGCAUGGCCGUGUACAUCCGCCUCGACGACGCCGUGCGCGCGCGCCUCCGCGGGGACGGGGGCUGCACCAGCAGCGGCAGCGACCACGACGCCUCCGCCUGCCUCUCCGACCUCGUCCAGGCCUUCCUCGAGACGGACCCCGCCGCCGGCCAAGGGGACGAGGCGCCCGGCCCGGCCCCGAAAGGACGGGACGGGUACGACUCUGACGAUGCCGAUGGCGCCGCGGAGGCGGCCGCGUCCGUGCGGGGGCUGCUCGACCCGCCGGCCGCGGACGACCCCUUCCGGAUCAGGCUGGCGGCCGCCGUGUCCGCGGCGCUCGACGCGGAGGCGCCGCUGCGUGGCCACGGCGCGGCGUUCAGGCGCGCGGUGAUGCGGCGGCUCCGUGCCGCCGGGUACGACGCCGGCGUGUGCACGUCGCGCUGGGAGACGUGCGGCGGCCUGACGGCCGGGACGUACGAGUACAUCGACGUGGUCGUGCCCGGCACGAGCACGGCCGCGGCGAAGGCGGCGAAGCGAAGCAGGUACAUUGUGGACGCGGACUUCCGGGCGGGGCUGGAGGUGGCGCGCGCGACGGCGGAGUACGCGGUGGUCGUGGCCGCGGUGCCGGCGAAGGUCGUCGUCGCGCGGGAGGAGGCCGUGGGCCGAGCCGUGCGCGUGGCCGCCGACGCCGCGCGCCGGUCGCUCCGGUCGCACGGCCUGCACGUGCCGCCGUGGCGCAAGAGCCGCUACAUGCUCGCCAAGUGGCUCGGCCCCUACAAGCGGUCGCCGUCCACCUCGUCGGCGUCCUCCGGGGCAAUGCCGGCGGCCGGCGCCACAGGGAUGGACGUCAUCAAGUGCCGCGCCGUCGGCUUCUUCCCGUCCCAGGCCACCACGCCGGCGGCGAGGAUCAAGUAGCUCCUAGGCGUCCCCGGAAGAUCGACGCCAUAGAUGUAGUAGAGAGAAGAUGAUCGGUCGGUUCGAGCGGGCCUCGAGUUCGUUCUUUUUGUACAAACAUUUUUGGUCUAGUUGAUUAUGAAAAAGAGCAAAUUGUUCUUCCAUCCA